Molecule: messenger RNA, 1646 nt
Organism: Melampsora larici-populina 98AG31
Lineage: Eukaryota; Fungi; Basidiomycota; Pucciniomycetes; Pucciniales; Melampsoraceae
Exons: 8
Coding region: 125-1528 (467 amino acids)
Biological process (GO): citrate metabolic process; carbohydrate metabolic process; tricarboxylic acid cycle
Cellular component (GO): mitochondrial matrix
Source: RefSeq, a predicted model, not a curated record
ACCCCCUAUAACCCGAUCAUCGUUAUUCAAGUCACACCACCGACUUAUCAUUCUCAAUCUCUCAGAACUUCAUCACUUUUCAAGCACAACUUUUUCUACCUUUUGCUGAACUUCCAGAUAUCCAAUGGCUUCCCUCCUGCGACGCAAUUUACUCCAUCCCUGUUCCCUCCGCCAGGUAGCAGGCCAGACACUCGCUCCUCGUUUCCUUUCUACCAAGUCUAUUCACGAUGAAUUGGCCGAGAUCAUUCCCGAGCGCUUGGAAUUAGCUAAGAAACUCAAGUCGGAACACGGCGAUAAGAAACUGGGCGAUGUCCAAGUUUCACACGUAUUUGGUGGGAUGAGAGGUCUUAAGAGUAUGCUUUGGGAUCCCUCUGUGCUCGAUUCCGAAGAAGGAAUUCGUUUUUGGGGACGAACAAUCCCGGAAUGUCAGCAAGUCCUUCCGAGUGCGAAGGAUGGCUCAGAAAUGCUCCCAGAAAGCAUGUUCUGGUAUCUCCUAACUGGAAAAGUUCCUAGCGAAAAGCAAGUUGAAGCCUUCCAAGCUGAUUUGGCCGAACGAAGUACGAAAGUGCCCAAGUUCAUUGAGAAAUUGAUCGACUCUUUCCCCAAGACGCUCCACCCUAUGACACAAUUUGUCAUGGCUACCGCCGCACUCAACCACAACUCGAAAUUUGCCGCGGCUUACUCAUCUGGUAUUAAGAAGGCUGAUUACUGGAAGACGACUCUUGAAGACUCGCUCGACCUGGCAGCAAUGGUUUACCCAAUCGCCGCUCGCAUCUACACCUCUAAAUACAAGGACUCUUCCAAAAUACCUGCUAUCAACAAGAGCAAGGACCUUUCUUGGAACUACGCCCAGCAGAUUGGUUUUGGUGACUCUCAAGGAUUCAUCGAAGCUGUGCGAUUAUACAAUGCCUUACACACCGAUCACGAAGGAGGAAACGUCUCAGCUCAUACCACCCAUCUCGUCGGCUCUGCUUUAUCCGAUCCAUACCUUUCUUAUUCGGCCGCGCUCGCUGGUCUUGCUGGUCCUCUCCACGGGCUUGCCAAUCAAGAAGCCCUUAGAUUUGUUCUCGAGAUGAAAGCUGCGAUUGGCUCAAAUGCUGGUCCUGAGCAAGUCAAGGAACAUGUUUGGAAAGUGCUGAAGUCCGGCCGAGUUGUGCCCGGCUAUGGGCAUGCCGUUUUGAGGAAACCUGAUCCCCGUUUCGAAGCCUUGCGAGAAUUUGGCAACAAGCGACCCGAAGUCGCAGCAGACCCUGUGUUCAAGAUUGUCGACAGCCUUUUCCAAGUUGCUCCCGGUGUCUUAACUGAGCACGGUAAGACUAAGAACCCGUUUCCAAAUGUCGAUGCAGCCUCUGGAUGCCUUUUGUACCACUAUGGUAUGACCGAGUUCGAGUACUACACUGUCCUGUUCGGUUGCUCAAGAGCCAUGGGCGCUUUGAGCCAGCUGGUCUGGGAUAGAGUACACAACUUGCCCAUCGAACGUCCCAAAUCGCUCAGUAUGGAAGCUAUUGCCAAGAUUGUUGGAGCGUAGAUACCGCGUGAUCCGCCAGGAGAUGCCUCACGCGCCCCCUUUCAAAAUCGCUACUCGUGGCCUCCAAUUUUCCUCGUGUUUAUAGAAAUGCAUAGAUUUUUAAAUGUCCAUGAUGAUG